Messenger RNA from Laetiporus sulphureus 93-53, 522 nucleotides. RefSeq lists its product as uncharacterized. The transcript is spliced from 3 exons. NCBI's taxonomy places the organism in Eukaryota, Fungi, Basidiomycota, Agaricomycetes, Polyporales, Laetiporaceae. Bases 1 to 522 code for a protein of 173 amino acids. The record is from RefSeq and is a predicted model, not a curated record.
AUGUCGCCGACCAGUCAUCAACAUCGUGUGCAGCGUAUCUAUCCUCCGGCCACCCUGCAUCAUCGUUUCGACGCGGAACGGCUGUUGACGCCGCCUCCUUCGCCUCUGCGACGUGUAUUUGAUAUCGAGCUUACCCUUCCCAUUCCAUCCACUGCAUUGCUUGAUUCAGUGCCGGCUGCCAGUAAGGAAACUCCCACGGGACAAGCAAUGAUUCGAAAACCUUCGGGGGAGGUUACCCGUCUCGCGCGCGAAGGAUACAAUCUCCGCGGGGCCUUGGGCUGGACUGAGGGUGUGUAUUCGGAAGUACAGGCUUCUGUCCACAAGCUAGCAGACCUCCAGUUGAAACCUGUGUCAUUCUCAAAGCAGAGUUCUGCAGAUAUCCAGAGGGUGUAUGGUCUCGCCACCGAGCUUCAUCCUUUUUUGCGCCAGUAUGAGAAUAAUUGGCCCAUCGCCGAUUUUCUCCGAACAUAUUUGAAGAAUAAAGCAGCCGCAGCGAACAGGAAGAAAACGCCAGUGCUGUGA